AUGGAAAUAGUUCGAAAGUCUUCUCCCGCUACAUCGCAGGUCACACCUACAAAGGGUCUACAAGAUGCAGUCAGCGAGUUUCGGAAGACUUUGAAUGAUGGCCAACGUUCAGACCUCGACAAACUCAAAGGUAUCCCUGAUGCUGACGCUGCGCUCGUUUUCACAGCCCAGCUAGACAGGUCCACCAGUCAGAGAAACUCUCCCAGCAAGGGCACUCGACUUGUAUCAGUCCUGCAAUAUGUCCGCGACUCUUCUGUUAUCAUAGACACCUUUGUCUCCUCGCACCCGGAGAUUGCUGCGCUAGUCUGGGGGAGCGUGAAGCUGACCAUGCAGGUGGUGCUAAACUUCGCUUCGUACUAUGAACGAGUCUCAGACCUCUUUAUGCAAUUUUCUGGAGACUGCCCCCGUUUUGCUGAGUACCAAGCCUUGUUUCCGAACUCGCCUGGAUUGCAGAAGGCGGUCUGCGAUUUCAACGCAUCAAUCAUCUAUUGCUGCAAGCAUGUCGUCGAAGCGAUACAACGACCUUGGCAAACACAUCUGCGAAACGCGUUCUUGCAGUCGUUUCAGCAGGAGUUCAACCCCGACCUAGAAAGGAUUCGAAGUUGUGGCCUUGAGUCAAAGCAAGAAAUCAAACUGGCAAAGGCGAGGGCCGAUCAACAGGACCAAAGACUCCAGCAAAUGGAGAGGAAAGCGGCAUCCAAAGAGAGGCAUAAGGUCAGGCAAUUGUUCUCACGAGUAGGAAGCGACCUCGACACAAUUAAGAAUGACCAGAUUCAGCAAGACAUUCGUCGAGCGGAGCAAAGCCGUCGUCAGCUUCUUGACUCACUAUCGUCUUACGACUACCUCUCACACUUCAAGAAAGCCUGCAAACUGAGGCACCCUAAAACUGCAGAAUGGCUUUUCCGAUCAACUGCUUUUACUCAAUGGGAGGAAGGACUUUCCUCGCCAUGGCUGUGGUGUUCAGGCAAAACUAUGGCAGCCAUUGACCCUACUUCAAGUGCAAGUGCCGUCGAACAUAUUUAUGCGCACGAGCGUAGGGCCAGAGAAAAUGUCACAUUCUUCUUCCCUCAUUUCGCCGAUCAGACACCGCUAUCUGCAGAGACUACACUUCGGUCGAUUAUCCGACAGUCACUCGACCUAGUGAGACUGUCCAGCGAUUGGGAAACACGUCUAAUAGAGCUGGAUCGGAAACCCUCCUCGGAGCUGGGCGAAUUAACAUCACUUCUUCGACAAGUAAUCGACCAGUCUGACACAUUCUAUAUCUUUAUUGACGCACUAGAUGAAUUUGAGCCGGCAGAACGACGUGCGCUUCUUGAUUCUCUGGUCUCAGUUGCCUCCGGGUCGCGCUUAAGAGUCUUCGUUUCUAGCCGUGAAAGCAUGUCAGGCGAACUUAGAGGCUGGAUUCCAACCAUUGAGAUAGUUUUGAUGGCAUCUCCGGAGGCCAAGAUCGACAUUGCUACUUUUGUUCAAGAGAUACUCCAAAGAAGACAGCAAAACGGAGAUCUUAUGGUUCAAGACCAACAUAUUGUUGAUGAUAUCAGACAGGCACUUAUUAAUCGUGCGGACGGAAUGUUUCUCUGGGUUACUUUCCUAUUAGAUGAAAUUUGUGCCCAAACCUGCGACGACGAUAUUACAGACGCCGUGGAACGUCUUCCAAAGACCUUGACUGAAACGCUGAGCAGAGCCCUUCGGCGCAUCAUUAAGCAGGGCAAAGCUGGAAUUGCAAAUAAAGCAUUCCAAUGGAUUGCUAUAGCGAAACGCCCUCUAACACUAGAUGAGCUCCGUGAAGCCAUCUCUAUGAAAGUCGGCCAACCAUCCUCCAAUCCGGGACAGCUAGUCAAUGGUAUAGAACGUCUGCCUACGUGGUGCGAAAAUCUCGUCCGUGUUGACGAAGAAUCGAGAACUGCAGAGUUUGCCCACAAGGCAGUUCACAAGUUCAUCGUCGAAGGAUCAUCAGGACCUGACUACGCUCAGUUUCAUUUCAAGACAGAAGACGCCGAUCAUCAUGCUGGUGAAAUUUGCGUCACCUACCUGAACUUUAGCGAGUUUGUGACAACUAUGACGCGACGGUCGCAAACAAUUAAAAUCGACCCAACCAGUAUGGCCCAUUCAGCAUUGAAGAACUCAUGGAACCUGCCCAAGUCGAUCAGUAGCGCCGUUAUCACAAUGCGCAAGAGUGUCCCAGCUGAGACUGACCCGGCUGGGAUACGGGCUACAUACAACAGGUCGGACGAUGCAGAAGCUAUAAACACGCUACAAGUCCAUCAUCCUUUUAUCAAGUACGCGUCAGUACACUGGAUUUCCCAUACCACUCGAUUCAGGCAUCGUAAGUCCUCGACAUGGGGAAUGUGGCAAGAGAUUUUCACUCAAAAACAUGGUCUGGCAAAGAUACCUUGGCUGAACCAAGAAGUGCCGGGAGGUUUAGACUCCAAUGUAUUUCCUUGGAGUUUCGCAAACCGUCAUUUUGCUCUCAUCCGAUACCUUGGACGUCUCGGCAAGAUAGGUGAUGCAGAGAUACGGGGGGCCUUAGACAGCUGUGCGACUGAUGGUGAUGUUGACUUGGCGAGCGCUCUACUUGAGACUGGACAUGCGGUUAGGAUCGCCUCGUCAAAUCUACAAGAAGCUUCAUUACGUGGCGACAUUGAAGUCGUACAGCUAUGGCUUUCUGUGGGGGCCAACGUCAACGAAGACUUUAAUUGUGGGCAUACUGCCUUGAGAAAAGCAUCAGAAAGUGGUCACAUCAAUGUCGUAGAGUUAUUGCUUUCCGCGGGAGCCAACGUCAAUGUACAGCCUGCUGAUGAGAUUGCGUGGACUGCUUUACAAGCAGCUUCAGAGGGUGGUCAUAUUGAUGUUGUAGAGCGAUUGCUUUCUGCGGGGGCCAACGUCAAUGCAGCGCCUUUUCAUGUGGAUGGAUGGAAUGCUUUACAAGCAGCUUCAAAGGGUGGUUAUAUUGAUGUUGUAGAGCGGCUACUUUCUGCGGGGGCCAACGUUAACGCCGACCCUUCUGAAUUGGGGUAUACUGCUUUACAAGCAGCUUCAGAGGGUGGUCAUAUUGAUGUUGUAGAGCGGUUACUUUCUGCCGGGGCCAACGUCAAUGCAGCCCCCGCCAGACUUGGGCAGACUGCUCUACAAGCAGCUUCCGCGGGUGGCCACAUCGAGGUCGUGGAGCGACUGAGAGCUGCAGGAGCCCACCUAUAA
Molecule: messenger RNA, 3198 nt
Organism: Colletotrichum gloeosporioides
Lineage: Eukaryota; Fungi; Ascomycota; Sordariomycetes; Glomerellales; Glomerellaceae
Exons: 6
Coding region: 1-3198 (1065 amino acids)
Molecular function (GO): protein binding
Source: RefSeq, a predicted model, not a curated record